AUGGCGAUGGUUCUCGCGCUAAGUCCUCCCUCACUUCUCGUGAGGAGUGAUGUUCGUACCGCGAAUUUCAGUGGGAGCAAGGCCGGUGAAAUCCACGGGGCAAGGCUGCGUUUCAAUCUCGGUACUGGGAAUCGUCGCUUCGAAUUGGCAGGCGAGACGUCGCGACUCUCGACGCGGGCGACGAAUCCACGGAGGAUCGCGACGAAUGCCGUGCUGGGACAGUACCAGCAGACUAACCCAAAUUAUGGAGACUUUGUAUGGGAGGAGCCUGACUGUGCCGCCGGGGGUAAAGUGGUAUCACGCAGUCAUCGCUACUCGCAUGAGAUUGUCAGGCAGGCCCUGGAAGCACUCAGCACCUACCCUGACUAUCAGCCGGAUUCCUGGGAUAUCUUAGCACGCACACCCCAAUAUUACAGUGAGGGUGCCUUCAUGGUGACAAGCGUCCCUUGGGAACUCCUGGACAGCUGGCAGCAAGAGAAUGGCCGUGAACCGCUGGAUCGAUUGCGGACGGUUGUGGGAAUGAUGUUUCUGCCGCCUGAAUCUGCCGAUGCAGCAAAGCAAUUGGUUGAGGGAGUGAUAGAAGCUGAGGGCAACAAAAUGCAGGUGAUAGGAUGGAGGGAGGUACUAGUGAAUAGGAACGUCCUGGGAAAUGGCUGGUCUUCUAUGCCCUCCAUCCACCAGCUCAUUCUUUCCACACCCAACUGGGUUGUGAACCAAUUCCCUGAUGAGGAAUUGAAUCGUCUGAAAGAGCGCACCCAUCUUGCUGCCAACGGGGAGUGGGUUGAGGUCGAGAAGUCCGAGCAAAAGAUUGUGAGGGUUCGCAUGGAGAAAGCAGAUGAGAAGAUUUCGUCAGGGCCGUCCAAGAAAGUGCACGUCUGCUCGCUUACCGACAAGUUCAUUGUGUACUAG
Closterium sp. Naga37s-1 is the source of this 909-nucleotide messenger RNA. The record is from the annotation of a GenBank genome assembly. Lineage: Eukaryota; Viridiplantae; Streptophyta; Zygnematophyceae; Desmidiales; Closteriaceae.